This is a messenger RNA of Alternaria incomplexa, 1440 nucleotides long. RefSeq lists its product as uncharacterized. The transcript has 3 exons. Gene Ontology annotation, molecular function: molybdenum cofactor sulfurtransferase activity. Gene Ontology annotation, biological process: molybdopterin cofactor metabolic process. Lineage: Eukaryota; Fungi; Ascomycota; Dothideomycetes; Pleosporales; Pleosporaceae. The coding region runs from base 1 to 1440 and encodes 479 amino acids. The record is from RefSeq and is a predicted model, not a curated record.
AUGAUUGCCAACGAUAAUAAGCACUGGGACGAAAACAGUGAGCGACGUGCUUACAAUGAUCGGAUCAGUCGUAUGCGGAAGAUCGAGUACCCAAUGCUUGAAGAUCUGACGUACCUCGAUCAUGGCGGCACGACGCUCGCAUCCAAGUCUUUACUCGACUCCUUCUGCGAAGAGAUGCAAAGCACUCUCCUCGCCAAUCCUCACUCUGAUUCAUCCAAUCCGAGUGUAACUGCCGUCAUGGUAGAGCAAACUCGGCUUGCUGUCUUGAAGAUGUUCAACGCCGACCCCGUUCACUUUGAUGUCGUCUUCACCGCUAAUGCCACCGGUGCCAUCAAAUUGGUGACAGAAGGGUUCUCUGGAUACGAGGAAGGAUUCGAUUACUGUUAUCAUCGUAACAGCCAUACAAGUCUGGUUGGUGUCCGAGAGCUGGCCAAUCCCUUGGUAUCCACGACCCCAAUCGACUUGAGCAACCAUCUCUUCGCCCCCGACUUCAUCUCCCUAUCCUUCUACAAGAUCUUUGGGUUCCCGGAUCUCGGUGCUCUGAUUGUCCGGAAGGCGGCUGGCCAUGUGUUCGAUCACCGGAAGUACUUCGGCGGUGGCACGACAGAGAUGACAACUUGCCUUGGAGAAUCAUGGGUAGCCCGCAAGAACUCUAGCCUCCAUGCACGCUUAGAGGACGGAACGAUCGCUUUCCGGAAUAUUCUUGCUCUGAAGUGUGCUAUAAUGACUCAUCGCGCGUUGUUCGGCGGGCUUGAAGAAGUCUCGACACACGCUAGGUGGCUUGCUAGCAUCCUUCACGAUCGUUUGACGAGCAUGACGCACUACAAUGGUGCACUAGUAUGCCAAGUAUACAAGUCGAGAGAAACUCACUAUCAAGAUUCGCAAAGACAGGGGCCGACGAUAGCUUUCAAUAUACAGAGAAGCAAUGGAGCAUACAUCGGCCCGUGGCACGUUGGAGCAUUUCUCAGGGCGAGCAAGAUCCACGUUCGCACGGGCAACGUGUGUAAUCCUGCAGGUAUGGCAUGUGCGCUGGGUGUAGAGGCUGGAUGGAUACGGGGAGCGUUCGACGCGGGUCUUCGAUGCAAUACGGAGGCUGAUGUUGUGGACGGAGUGCCUUUUGGGAUAGUCAGAGUGACCCUCGGGGCCAUGAGUACUUUGGAAGAUGUUGAAACGCUCGUGAGCUGUCUUUCGCGGAACGUCGUAGAACGCCGGGGGCCCCUCCAAGAGACUGCGCAGGUUCGUGACAAGAGCAAGGAAUGGGUAGAGGAGUCAAGAAGUCCCUCCGCUGUCUCGGAGAUGACUACAACCCGGAUAGACCCCCCUUUCCUAGGUCAAAGGGAGCGAACGACCACAUUGAAGACCCCGAGGAGCUUGAUUUCGUGGCUGAGGAGGAGGAAAAGGUUGUAUCCGCGCUUUCAUGGGGGAAGGCACAUUGGUUGA